AUUAAAAAAAAAACUAACAACUUGUUUUAAGUAUAAUGACUAAAUUACAACACAUUUUUCCUAAAUUUGAUCAAUAAGUUUAAAAUUUUGAUGUUGAGGCUCCGUUAUAAUAUUAAAGUACUUUUUAUAAAAAUCUACACCCUUUCUAUGACCAUGACAUCUCUGUACCCAAGUGUGAUCCCAAUCUAAAUCAACUUUUUCACAUGUAAUGGAUACUCUGCCUGGUACCAUUGCAAAAAGGGUCCCGUUUCUGCCCAGGCCUACAUUCAAGCCAGGAUGAAACCUUAAAUUUCUCUGGAGAACCAAAACGCUACCUGGAUACACAUAAUGACCAUCUUGAACCUGUUAACAUAGGAUUUUAGUAUCAAACUAAUUUUUUGAAACAAAUUAUUUUUACCUUAACGCCCCUAUGUUUAGGCCGCACUUUUGUGCUUGUAUUGCUAGUACUGCCCCCUGUUUUCUUACUAGCGUAUCUAAUUGUGUUUUGUAAAAGACUUGGUUGCUCUAAAAUUGUAUUUUUUAAAGAAUAUAAAGCAAAAUUCAUUUUACCUUUUUUUAAGAAUUAUAACCUAGUAAAAUCUAAAUUCUUCUUUUUUAUGUUCUCUAAAUGAACUAUUUACGAAUACCGUAGUGCUGAAUAUCUGUACUAAUGAGACCAAUUUUUAAUAGAAAGAUGAAUUGUCAAAAAAACCUUUGGUCACUUUUUCAUUUGACUUUUUGAUCAGCUGUUUGGGGGUGUAUUUGUAUUAAAAGAUAAAAAUGGAAUUAAAGAGCGAAAGUUUUUUUAAGAUUUUGAGCUAAAUAUCAACAUUAGAAAAAUUCCAUAAUAUGACGUAAAAAUAUUUACAUGAAAAAACUACAAGAAGUGCAACGUUUAAGUCUAAUUUCAAAGGAAAGUGAAAGUUCAAUUUUUUUAUUCAAAUAUGGAUAGAGGAUCAUACGAAAGAUUAAGUAUAAGAGAAUCAGCACAAUCAUUAAAAAAAUACGGAAGCACUAGCAAACACAUUACUAAAAAUGAUAGUUUUAUCAAGCACUAUGUUAGUAAUACAGAUACCUUACAGGGGAUCGCACUGAAACACAAUGUAACGAUUGAACAAAUACGUAGAGCAAAUAAACUUUGGACCUCUGACAGUCUCUUUUUACGAGAAUACCUAUUGAUACCUAGCACAGAACCUUCGACCAGUUACAGCAGCUCUCAUAGCAAGGAAAGACCUCAGUCAUUAUCAGAUUCUAUAACUUCCCCUACUAGAUCUAGUUUCGAUGAAGAAGACAUCGAUGGCUUCCUAAAUAAAAUUGAUGCUGCUAUAGCCACCACAAAAGAAGAUGUGCAGAAAACGACGAGAAAUAGCGAGUUUGCUGUAGGCUUUGAUCAAAUGGACAGAAGGCAUCCUGCCAUCUCAAGAAUGAAACAAAUGGUAAACAACAAUACAGCACAUGUCCCUGAACCUACCAUAAAAGUGCCCACCUCCACCACAGUCGUUGUGCAACGUGGAAAAAAAGUUCGCACAUCAUUAAGGCAGCAUGAAAGACAACAAGACGAACUCUUCGAAUUGUAGCACCGUUUUUGUAUACAGAGUGGUUAAAAAUAGGGACUGCGUUAUAUACAACAAUUUGCAAUAAAUCACUAGUUUAGCGGUGGCAUCUGCUUUCCCACUAGAAAAUAAUGUACAAGAAGAGGAAGAGGAGUAUGUAUUGGUUCCGGUUUCUAGAAUUAGAAGGGAUUUGAUCUGGGGAGCCAACCAAGGUGGAUACACUUUAGGACAAAAGGGCACCCUUUUCAGCAACGAUAACCAUAAAUUAGACGGUGCUUACUCCGGUUCUAAAGCAUGGGGCUCGCAUGGACUCAAACCCGACACAUUCGGUGGACGUUUGGACUACACCCAUAAUCCAUCUGGUUCCACUGCGUUUGUGGGUGCUAAUAGAACACCUGGCUAUGGAACUGAUCUAAGCGCUGGAGUUAAAUAUAAUAUAGCUCAAGGAAAAAAUUGGGAUGUGGGUCUAUCCGCGCAGUACGAUAGGCGCUAUGGAGGACCAUAUGGUACAGGGAAACCUAAUGUGAACGUACUGUUUGGAGGAAAUGGAAGAUUCUAAAUUUAUGAACCCUAUAUACCUUUAAUUUAAUUUUUUUUAGUUAAUUAGAAUUUAAAAGUAAUAUAAUAGUUAAUAAAGUAUUAUUAAUUCUAUGAAGUAGUUUAUUCUCAAACAGUUUGUAUGGUUGGUCUGUUCUACUACAUUUAAGUCUAAUUCAGUUUUAUAAACUUAUACAGGGUGUUUCAUUGGUAAAGGGACUCCCUUUAACCAUGGAUGGAGACCACCGAGGUGCUUCCAAAUAACCCAUACUUAAUGGGUCUUUCGACCUUUAUAGCCGAAAUACAGGGUGUUUUAUCAAUUUGGUCUAUUUCUUUCCAGACUCAUAACUUAUUAACUACCCUGUAUAUGUAUUUAACAUUUGGCGUACUUAUUCACCGUAACUUACCAAAUCUAAAAAGGUAUAAACAAGAAACGAAAUCCAGGUCCGUCUUUACAAAAAAUUAAUAAAUUCGUCCAUCCUUAAAACAACAUCCUGUAUGUCUGAAUUUGAAAUUUUUGUUUUCAUAUUUGAAAAGAGCACAAAAAACUGAAUCCAAUAAUGUACAUUUUAUUUUUGCGCAGACGAUUUUACUACUGAAAUUAUAAGUCCAAAUUGUUAUUUUUGAGCAUUUUGGAGGUAAAAACUGGAAACGGA
Messenger RNA from Psylliodes chrysocephalus, 2725 nucleotides. The record is from the annotation of a GenBank genome assembly. Lineage: Eukaryota; Metazoa; Arthropoda; Insecta; Coleoptera; Chrysomelidae.